AUGCAAAGUGUAAACGGCAAAAAAUUCUUCGAUUCUACUGAUCAUAUUAAUUUCAGUCAAUUACCAAUUGCUGAUCAAGAUAAUCAAAUAAGCAACACUUCAUUAAGUCCACGAAAAAUUAUGGAGUGUAAUACUAAUCUACGAAAAAUAUUGACAAUAUUAGCUUCCAUUAUUAUAAUACUUAGUUUCAUUGGAUUGAUAAUUAUUAUUGUUUUGUAUAUUCUAAGUACUAACAUUCCAGAUGCGUAUUCAGUAGUGAUUGACGCAGGAUCAACUUCUUCAAAACUUCAUUUAUAUAAAUGGGUCGAUGAACCGUUCCGAUCAAAUGGAAAAGUUUCAGAAGUUGCUAGUGAAAAAGUUUCACCUGGCAUAUCAGAUUAUGUUGAAGAACCAUUUAAAGUUUAUGGCACGUUACAAGUGAAACUUACCAAAUUAACUUUAGCUUUAACAGCUGAACAAAAAAAACGUACACCAGUGUAUUUAGCUGCAACUGCGGGUAUGCGAUUAAAAUUAAUUGAAGAUCCAUUAGGAAGUUUGAAUUUAUUCUCAGUACUUCGUCAACAUUUAAAACAGUCUGGUUUACAAAUUGAAACACCCAAUGAACGUAUUCGUUUAUUAUAUGGAUCAGAAGAAGGUCUUUAUGGUUGGGUAUCAGUGAAUUAUAUUUUAGGUAAUAUUGAAGAAGGUAAACGAACAAAUCCUACCGAUACAGUUGGUUCUUUAGAUCUUGGUGGAGCUAGUACACAAAUUGCAUUUGUUCCACAAGAAUAUUCAACUGUACCGAAUGAACAAUUAGAUUUUUAUCCUCUACGAUUAUAUGGCAAUGAUUUCUUAGUAUACAGUCAUAGUUUUCUAUGCUAUGGAAAAUCGGAAUUUGAAAGACGUUUAUGGACUUCAAUAGCAGCACAAUCUGCUUUACAAAAUGAAAUACCCAAUCCAUGCUUUCUUCAAGGUUAUAAAUCGGGUUUGUACAAUGCAUUAGAUUGGUUCUCUGGAAGUUGUUUAUCUGGGUCUUAUGUAAGGAAAACUUUUUCUGAGGAAAUUUUCCGACCUGCUAAUAUGAAUAGUUUUUCAUUUAACGGUACCGGAGAACCUACUGAAUGUGUCAAGCAAAUUGAAAAACAUUUUCAAAAGAAAUGUAAUUUUUCAUCAUGUUCGUUCAACAAUGUUUUUCAACCGACUCCAUCUGGGAACUUUUUAGCGUACUCUGGAUUUUCCUAUGCGAUGCGUUAUUUAUUUCCCAAUAAGAAUAAAGGACUUACACUAACAGAAGUCAAUGAAGCUGUUAUGAAUUUUUGCAAAAAACCGUGGAAAGAAGUGGCUAAAAUUACAAAACAAUCUGAUUAUGGAUUUACUGCUAAGUAUUGCUUUGACGGUCUAUAUAUUAUGACUUUAUUGAAAAUGUAUGGUUUUACUACUGACGAGCUAUGGAAAACAAUUACAUUUGAUUCAAAAGUCAAUGAUAAAUCAGUCAGCUGGGCGUUAGGCUAUAUGUUAGACCAAUCUGGUCAUUUACCAAGUGAAAGUCCAAAAGUAUUUGUCAGUACAAAAUUAUUUACUGGUUUAUUUAUACUAUUCCUUCUAAUCAUUGUUGGUUCAAUUAUUGGGUUAUUAAUAACUAGAAGCAUCUCAAAAUCGAAAAAACCAGCUAGUCAGGUAUAA
This is a messenger RNA of Schistosoma turkestanicum, 1662 nucleotides long. The record is from the annotation of a GenBank genome assembly. NCBI's taxonomy places the organism in Eukaryota, Metazoa, Platyhelminthes, Trematoda, Strigeidida, Schistosomatidae.